AUGGCGACUCCGGCGGGUGCCCCCCCGUCGCGCACCCUCCAGCGCCAAUUCAAGGGAUGUUGCAAGAUUGGCGAGUACGAGAUGAUGCAGAAACUGGGCGAAGGUACUUUUGGUGAAGUUCACAAGGCGCGUCAGCGAUCGACCGGCCAUGUCUUUGCGCUCAAGAAGAUUUUGAUGCACAACGAGAAGGACGGAUUCCCUAUCACAGCGCUGCGAGAAAUCAAGCUCCUCAAGAUGCUGUCGCACGAUAACGUCCUGAAGCUAGAGGAAAUGGCUGUAGAACGGCCCAAAACCGAAGGCAGGAAACGUGCAAUACUGUACAUGGUCACGCCGUACAUGGACCACGAUCUGUCAGGUCUCCUCGACAACCCCGAAGUCCAGUUCAAACCGCCGCAGAUCAAGUGUUACAUGCUGCAGUUGUUCAAGGGUCUAGCAUACCUACAUGACAACCAUAUUUUACAUCGAGACAUGAAGGCAGCCAACCUUUUGAUCAACAACUCUGGGCGACUACAGAUAGCCGAUUUCGGUCUUGCCAGACACUACGACGAACCGGUUCCACAAAGAGGCAGGGGCAAUGGCGAGGCGAAACGCGAAUACACUUCACUAGUUGUCACUAGGUGGUACCGACCGCCAGAACUGCUCUUGCAACUCCGAAAAUACACACCGGCGAUCGAUAUGUGGGGCGCAGGCUGCGUCUUUGGUGAAAUGUUCAAGCGCAAGCCCAUCCUUACAGGCCAAAGCGACAUACAUCAGGCACAGAUCAUCUUCGAGCUGGUUGGGUCUCCGAACGAUACGAGCAUGCCGGGCUGGAACGAGCUACCAGGAGCGGAACCUGUUCGCGCGUUCCCAACAAGUACAGGAAACAUUGCGCAAAGAUUCCGUGAACUAUCGCCCCUUGGACUCUCGCUUAUCAAGGACCUUAUGAGACUGGACUGGCGGAAACGUAUCAACGCGAUUGAUGCCAUCGACCAUCCAUACUUCCGAGAGGAACCAUUACCAAUGCGCGAAGAAGAUAUUCCUCACUUUGCAGACUCACACGAGCUGGAUCGCCGGAACGCGCGUGGCCAAAGGCAAGCACUUCCCCCUGCACCACAAGGCGGUACUGUAGGUGGAGGACCCAACGGAGAGUGGACAGGCCAAGGCCCACCACCACAGCCAUGGCAAAGCAACGACCGAAGGUACGGCGGACCUCAAGACCGAGGACCGCCAGGCGUUGACCGCGGUCUCAGGGGCGGUGGCGGUGGCGGCUACGACCGACGAGGCUACGAACACCGACCCCCUCCACCCCCUCCCCCAGGAGAACGACGCCCAAACUGGGGCGGCGGCGACCGCGGCCACAACAACCUCCCUGCUCCUCCAGCAGAUGGCCGCCACCCGCUCCCUCCCGUUCCUCGCUACGGCCCCGAUGGCGCAGACCGCCGUAGAGGCCCCGUUCCCCCCGGUGACACCUACAUCCCCAGCUACGGUGGAGACGGACACCGUCGUUCCCGCGAACCAGACGACCGUCCGCGCCGCGGCUCCCGCGAUUCUGGCAAUUCUCGUGAGGGUUACACCGACGACCGUGCUGAUCGUGGCCGCGCGUAUCGCGAUCGUGACCGCGACCACAGAGGCGGCAAUAGAGGAAACUUUGUGCAGGAGAGGAGGGACGGUCGUACGCGGUCAAGGAGUCCUGAGCGCAGAGAUGCGAAUGGCAGUGGCAACGGAAGGGGAAGGGAUGUCUCGGAUAUUUAUAGGAGGAGAUGA
Molecule: messenger RNA, 1743 nt
Organism: Bipolaris zeicola 26-R-13
Lineage: Eukaryota; Fungi; Ascomycota; Dothideomycetes; Pleosporales; Pleosporaceae
Exons: 1
Coding region: 1-1743 (580 amino acids)
Biological process (GO): protein phosphorylation
Cellular component (GO): nucleus
Molecular function (GO): ATP binding; cyclin-dependent protein serine/threonine kinase activity
Source: RefSeq, a predicted model, not a curated record